Molecule: messenger RNA, 3222 nt
Organism: Melanotaenia boesemani (Boeseman's rainbowfish)
Lineage: Eukaryota; Metazoa; Chordata; Actinopteri; Atheriniformes; Melanotaeniidae
Product: tricarboxylate transport protein B, mitochondrial
Exons: 9
Coding region: 369-1322 (317 amino acids)
Biological process (GO): mitochondrial citrate transmembrane transport
Source: RefSeq, a predicted model, not a curated record
ACCGACAAAUUAAGUUUCUCGAGACAGCAGGAAACGAAAACAAAUAUUUAUCCAUCAUUACUUCCGGUUUACUUUGCGCUCUACGCACUACCGUCGACACAGUGUUACCAUGGUUACAAACUAAAUAUAUUAGGAAUAUUCGAGCCUAACUUCCUUGACAGUAUCCGCCUACUGUCAACUGAAAAGUCCGGGAGUCUUUGGGCGCAGCAGAUCACCUGCAGCAGAGCGCACCGCUCCCGUCCAUGUGUUGCGCGCUCCUCACUAUUUGAAAACGGGGGAAAAAACAAAAUACUAAACUCAGUCAGUUUUACAGCCUGCUCGAAGAAAAACCAGUUAGUCCAGAAGCAUUUGUAGAUUCGACUUUAAUUAUGCAAGAUAAAGGCUUAUUUUCUAACCCCUUUUCCAGACCAGAGUGUCUGGCAGCAGCGGCGCCGGCUGGGAAAGCGAAAUUAACACACCCUGGAAAAGCGAUUUUGGCAGGUGGAAUUGCUGGUGGUAUAGAGAUCUGCAUCACCUUUCCCACAGAGUAUGUCAAAACCCAGUUACAGCUGGAUGAGAGGGCCAAUCCACCAAAAUACAGGGGAAUAGGUGACUGUGUGAAUCAGACAAUAAAGAGUCACGGUAUUCAAGGACUAUACAGAGGACUGAGCUCACUGUUGUAUGGAUCCAUCCCCAAAUCUGCAGUCAGGUUUGGGGUGUUUGAGUUUCUCAGUAACCAUGCAAAGGAUGAGUCAGGUCGACUGGACAGCACCAGAGGCCUGCUGUGUGGGCUCGGAGCCGGGGUCAUGGAGGCUGUGAUAAUUGUCUGUCCCAUGGAAACUAUCAAGGUUAAAUUCAUUCAUGACCAGAAUUUAGCAAACCCCAAAUACAAGGGCUUCUUCCAUGGAGUCAGAGAGAUUGUCAGGUCACAAGGAUUAAGAGGGACAUAUCAAGGUAUAACUGCAACGGUGCUCAAGCAAGGCUCCAACCAGGCUAUUCGCUUCUUUGUGAUGACCUCUCUCAAGAACUGGUACAAAGGUGAUAACCCCAACAAAACUAUUAAUCCCUUGGUGACUGGACUCUUUGGAGCCAUAGCAGGGGCAGCCAGUGUAUUUGGAAACACCCCACUAGAUGUUAUCAAAACAAGGAUGCAGGGUUUGGAAGCUCAUAAAUAUAGAAACACACUGGACUGUGCAGUGAAGAUCCUCAGAUAUGAAGGCUUGACAGCUUUCUACAAAGGGACAGUUCCCCGGCUCGGCCGUGUGUGUCUGGAUGUGGCCAUAGUUUUCAUCAUCUAUGAAGAGGUUGUGAAGUUCCUGAAUAUAGUCUGGCAAACAGACUGAGGUGCUGGAUAUUCAGAGAAAAUGGCAGCUUCCAACACAGAUCUAAGUUCUGCAGACCCCCUUUGUAUCAUAAGUCCGAAUUAGGUCCAAAUCACUUAUGAGGUGGGUGAGCCAAACAGCUGAACUUAGAUCGGUGUCUUUUGUUGAAAUGGAAGUGAAAGCGCACAUAAACAUAGGCUUCAAAGAAGAGGAAUAGUCUGGAAAAAUGCCCACAUUUGGACAGCUGGAGUGUAAGCAGAGCUCUUAUGCUCAGUGCCAAGAUUCCUGACAAGAUCAAGGACCAAGGGUCUUUUAGAAAGUGGGACUGUAAGGUUAGUCAAAUAACUAUGAAAAAAAAUAUUAUUUAUCCUAAAGAGAUGUCAAUAGUUUCUAAAUGUAACAGAGAUCUGAAUGCUGACUAAAGCAGCCUUUCUCAAGUUAUUUGCUUCUCUGCAACACCCUCCAGAGGAGACAUUACCGCUACCUGCUCACAGCUGUUUUGCUGAAGUUUUACUGCAAGAGUGCAGGUGUCACUGUGGAUGUUCUUGAGUUGAUGUUGCUCUCUGUCUCCUCUUGUGCCUGACAAUGUUUUAAAUCCAGAGGAGCCAGACUGCAGGUGGUUGCAGUUUACAGUCACAUAAACAGCAACGACUUCCAUAACUAGGCCUUUAAUAGAUUUUGUUUUACAUUUAUAUAAUACUAAUUAUUUUUUUAUAGCAUAGAUUCUAAUUUUUUAUUAGUAGCAACAUAGUGUAAUUUAACAUAUGAUUUAUUUCAAUCGUGCCAAAUGCCAAGCAUAUUAUAAUAUGAAAGUGAAAACAUGUAAAAGUAGCUGAUUUAUCUUUAUAAAAGAAGAGCAAAUAUUGUGACUGAUCCUGUGAUGUGAAUCAUGUUGUGAAAUAAAUGUAUGUAUUGAGAAGUGAAUGUUAAAUGGAAAUGAGAAACUAUUUACAGUUAAUCUGUGCCAAAUGUCUCACAUUUUUCUUUUAGGUGUUUUCAAGAUAUUUGGAGAUUAAUUAAUUGCUAUAUUUCACUGUGAAUGACUCAAUGUCACUAAGUAAUUUAGACAAAGUAAUGUCAGACCUCUUUCCCUCAUUAUAGAAACAGUACUGAUCAUCCUAGCCCAAGUCUCCAGCCAUCCAAUUCUCAUUUGUCCUCUGUUUACAUUAGAGGUAGAUUUCCAUCUUUGACUCACCCUCCUACACCAGUGGCUUUUGAGAAGCAUCUAAAGGAGUGAAAGAUGUAUCACAUUUCUGAUUUGUCCUCAGAAUAUCAUGCUUAGGGAUAUAAUUUCACAUUUUUAAACAUGAUAUGUAGCUGUAGAUAAGAACUUAAAUAACAACAGUGUCUUGCUGCUGAAAAAAAGGUUGGAGAUGUGUUGAAAUCAGUUCUUGGUGCUGUUCCCCUUCGGGUGCCAUGUUCCAAUCUACUCCUCACUUGUGCCUUUUGUUCUUGUUAUUCGCUGAUAAAUGCCUCGAGAGAAACCUUAAUCCUAUUUUACCUGCUUUCAAAUCAUGAUGCAAGGAAGUAAAAAUUUCUAUGGCUCACUUAUUUUGUUUUAAUAUUUCACACCUUGCCAUCAAUAGUAAUAUUAAAAACUGUCAUAAUCUAUACUAGUACUUCUAUGGUUGGGCUGUAAUCAGAAUUUAAUUACUGUAUUUAUUAAAUUAUUAUUAUUUGAUUGAGUUUUUUCCCCUGACCAAACAAAAUGCUUCUAUUCUCCACUGCAAACUAUUCCACAGAAGAUUGUACUGUGAGAGUAAAUCAGUGUAUUUCACACUGUGUAUGUGUGGCUGUUUGUGGGUCUUUAAGAUGACACUUGUAAAAAAAUGUUGCCUCUUCUCUUUGUCUGUAAGUAAUGUCAAGUCUUUUCUUUUUGGGGGGAGGGUUAAAAACUCAUUAAAAAGCAUCUUAAACCAAA